AUGGCGAAUUCUAGUUCACAUGUAGCCAGUUUUGUUCCCUUUGUCUUCACCAUUUUCCUUAUCUUCAAUAUAGCAAAAGCCCAAUCCAAUGUAACACGAGGUUCUUCUUUAAGGCCUACAGGUGCCACCACCUCAUGGUUAUCCCCGUCGGGACUAUACGCCUUCGGUUUCUACCCACAGACAGGUGGCUACGCCGUCGGUAUUUAUAUUGCCGGAAUUGCAGAAAGAACUGUUGUAUGGACCGCCAGCCGUGAAACCCUUCCACUCUCAAAUAAUGCUACUUUGCGUUUCACAACCGAUGGAAGGCUCGUCGUCGACCAACCACAAGGCCAACAGAUCAGUAUCUCUGAUACCCGUGGUAUCGGUGCUACCGUUGCUUCCAUGAAAGACUCCGGCAACUUUGUGCUCUAUGAUUCCGACCGGAGGACGAUAUUGUGGCAAAGCUUUGACCACCCCACUGAUACCCUUUUGGUUGGACAACGUCUUGUACCCCGUCAAGCCUUACUUUCUUGUGUAUCGGAGGCAGAUCACUCCAUUGGGAUCUUCAAGCUGAGUAUGCAAGUCGAUGGGAACCUUGUCCAAUACCCAAAUUUAGGGUUUCCAGAUUUUGCUAUUACUUCAUACUAUGCGUCCAACACCGACGGCACCGGACCUAACGUGACACUGAAUCUUGAUUCCGAUGGCUUUCUAUACUUGUUGCAAAAUUCAAGUUUUUAUAUCAGGAAUCUAACAAAAGGAGGCUAUCCUAGAGAAGAUGCAAUCUAUCGCAUGAAGAUCGACGUGGACGGAAUCUUUCGACUUUAUUUUCAUAAUUUAAGUAACACGAGCCAGAAUGAAUCAUCAGUCAUUUGGGCAUCUUCGACAGACAAGUGUAGGGGGUUGGGUCUUUGUGGCGUAAACGGGUAUUGUGAUCUCAUGAACGAGGCUGCAAGAUGCAGAUGUUUACCGGGGUUUGAUUUUGUGAAUCCGGAGUCUUGGUCUUCCGGUUGCAAAAGAAAUUACACAGCAGAAACCUGCAAAAUUCAGGAUGGAAAUGAAGGUAACUUGUCGCAGAUGAUGACAAUGUUGAAGCAUACUAGAUGGGAAGAUACGGCUUAUGCUCUCCCAAAAGCGUCAAACCAACAAGAGUGUUCACUUGCAUGCAUGAAGGACUGCAACUGCGAGGCCGCACUGUUCACAGGAGAUAGUUGCAGGUUGCAGAAGCUCCCUUUAAGAUACAUUCAAGUAAGAGAAAAUGAACCAAAUGUCGGAUUCAUUAAAGUAUAUCUAUCUUCUGUAGACAACGGAUCGGAUCCAACUAUUUACCCAUCAAUCCAGGUCAAGAAAGUGCGACAAGUGAUGUUCUUUGUUAUAGGGGUUUCAAUUAUCUCAUUUGCAAUACUCAUUUUGCUACUUUCUGGAGUAAUCAUGUGGAGAUCUCACGUUUGGGCAUACAAAAAGAUUUCUGAGCAUGUAAAUGUUCAGUUGUUCGAGGAUGUUGGGCUCCGGGCAUUUUCAUAUGCUGAGCUAGAGAAAAUCACAGAUGGUUUUAAAGAAGAAUUGGGUAGAGGAUCGUUUGGGAUAGUUUAUAAAGGAAUUAUAGAGAGCUCGAUGAAGAUUGUGGCAGUGAAGAAAUUAAAACAAGAGUUGGCACAAGAAGGGGAAAGAGAGUUUCAAACUGAAAUGAAAGUGAUUGGGAGAACUCAUCAUCGUAACCUAACAAGGCUACUUGGUUAUUGUUGUGAUCAUGGUCCGGAAAGGCUCCUGGUUUUUGAGUAUAUGACCAAAGGAUCACUUGCAGAUAUAUUAUUCGACCCCGAAAGCAAGCCAUCUUGGUCAGAGAGAAUAAGAAUUGCGCUUGACAUUGCCCAUGGGAUCUUCUACCUACAUGAAGAAUGUGAAACACCCAUAAUUCAUUGUGACAUCAAGCCUCAAAAUAUCCUCAUGGACGAGUAUGGAUGUGCCAAGAUUUCAGACUUUGGAUUGGCAAAACUACUGGAACAUGACCAAACUAGAACGUCCACUUUGAUAAGAGGAACAAGGGGUUAUGUUGCUCCUGAAUGGCACAAGAAGCUGCCUAUAACAGUUAAAGUGGAUGUGUAUAGUUUUGGGAUUGUUCUCUUUGAGAUUUUAUGUUGCCGAAGGAAGCUUGACAACAACCUUCCAUCUGAUGAAGCUAUUCUCCAAGAUUGGGUCUAUGAAUGUUAUGAAACAAAUGAAUUAUUCAAACUAGUGAAUGAUGCAGACGUCGAUAGAAAGACACUAGAACGGAUGAUCAAGAUAGGCCUUUGGUGCACUCAAGAGGAUCCGUCCCUCCGCCCCUCGAUGAAAAAAGUAGUGUUGAUGCUUGAAGGGACGGUCAAAAUCCCAGUACCUCCAAAUCCUGCUUCAUUCUUGAGUAUCGUUUAG
Molecule: messenger RNA, 2388 nt
Organism: Lactuca saligna
Lineage: Eukaryota; Viridiplantae; Streptophyta; Magnoliopsida; Asterales; Asteraceae
Source: the annotation of a GenBank genome assembly